AUGCCUCCCUCCAGCAGUUCAAAGGACUCUCAACGUCCAACACUCCCUCCAAUUCGUGAUUUAUUCCGAGAUGAGCUCGGACAGGCCUCGAUAGAAUCACCUCAGGUUACAUUGGCUCGCCUUCGUGUCAGUGACGACGAAGACCGAUUUGGGAGAGAAUCCCCCAGACCUGGCAGCGAACCUUCUUCUUCCAGGGCAUACCAUUAUCACCCUCCUCACCGGAGCCUAUCGGGACCCAAUCCCUCCACACGACACAGUCAUGGCGGAUAUUCACACCCACCAUCCAGUUCACUUUACGAACAUCCUUCGCUGCAACGCUCCUAUUCACACCAUCAACUAGUAGGGGACGCUCAACAGAGGCCCUACCACCACCCCGAUCAGCAUACUUCAAGCUCGCAAGCCAGACAUCACCAUCACCGUGGAUCAGUGGGCUCUUCGGACUACCACCACGGUUCUCAACCUCGGGGCGUUGUUACGCAUGACCCGCGUUUCACCUUAUCUCCGGCAUACCCUCCCCCGAUGUCCUCAAGCCAGCGCAUGCAAUCUAUGGGUGAUCCCCGGGGGUAUCCAUGGCCCAUUUCUACUAGAGUAGAUAGGCCGCAUUUGUCGGAAGACGACGACCGAACCCCAACAGCGCGCUAUCCCACUCAGUCGCUCCACCCGUACAGGUAUCCGCCUCAUGACGAACCUCGGCCGAGCAACCCAGUGCCGACCUCGAAAUACGAAUGCCACUAUUGCGGAAAGGGAUUCAAUAGGCCUAGCAGUCUCAAAAUUCAUCUCAAUAGCCACACCGGUGAAAAACCUUUCGCCUGUCCCGUAGAAGGCUGUGGCCGCAGCUUCAGCGUUCUCAGCAACAUGCGGCGGCAUGCUCGGGUGCAUACAACCAACGCCGGCAAGGAAAAGGAGGCCUCUAGCGAUGAGGGUGCUCUUUCUUCGACUUCCCAUUCAAAUUCUGAAACAGGGUUCUCGGGACCGUCUAACGAUCCAAAAUGGCUUCAACGAAGAGGCAGCAUUGCGUCCUCGACUUCGAGCUCUUCCCGCCGCAGUCGAAGUGCUUCAAGUGAUGACGAGGACGACGAGGAUGACCAUCGACCUGCGGAAAAGCGAAGUCGGCGCGUAACUUGA
Messenger RNA from Coprinopsis cinerea okayama7#130, 1125 nucleotides. RefSeq lists its product as hypothetical. Gene Ontology annotation, biological process: regulation of transcription by RNA polymerase II. The record is from RefSeq and is a predicted model, not a curated record. Lineage: Eukaryota; Fungi; Basidiomycota; Agaricomycetes; Agaricales; Psathyrellaceae. The coding region runs from base 1 to 1125 and encodes 374 amino acids. Gene Ontology annotation, cellular component: transcription regulator complex; PcG protein complex. The transcript is spliced from 5 exons. Gene Ontology annotation, molecular function: RNA polymerase II cis-regulatory region sequence-specific DNA binding; DNA-binding transcription factor activity, RNA polymerase II-specific.